CCAGUGCGUCACGUUAACGCACCAAUCGCCGGGCGUGUUGUGAUCCUCCACAGCGCGAGCUCCCCGUGAUGCGCGCGGACGCGGAGUCGCGCAAGUGGUUGCGCAGCGCAGCGCGGCGGACUUUGCGUUAAACGCUUGCCCCGCUGAAGUGACGCUCAGCUCCACCGAGCUCCCGCACCCCCAGACGCCGCAAAGCAGAGAGUGAGCGUCUUCGAUCUCCUUUUUAAACUUCCUCUCUAACUCCCUGAGCAUUUUUAAAGGCAUUUGCGUUCCUUCCCACCAUGUUUCGCUCACUGUUGUGCGUAAUCAUAGCUUUUGCUUCCGCGCCGGCAGAUGCGCAAACCUCCAGCCGGUUUGUUAUCGGAUGUCCCGCCCGGUGCGACAAGUCGAUGUGUCCCCGGCUGCCGGCGGACUGCCAGGCGGGACAGACGCUCGACGCCUGCCAGUGCUGCCCGGUGUGCGCGUCCGGCGAGGGCGAAGCGUGCGGCGGCGGCGGCGGCAAGCUCGGGGACCCCGUGUGCGGAGACGGGCUGGAGUGCUCGGUCCCCGGCGGCGUGGCGUUCACGGCCACGGUGCGGCGGAGGAGCAAGACGGGCGUGUGCGCGUGCAAGGCCACCGAGCCGGUGUGCGGGAGCGACGGGGUGUCGUACCGGGACAUCUGCGAGCUGAGGAGAGUGAGCCGCCGGGCGCAGAAGCUGCAGCAGCCACCUGUGCUCUUCAUUCAGCGGGGAGCCUGCGGGAAAGCUCAGGACAACCCAGACAGCCCGAGGCACAAGUACAACUUCAUCGCCGACGUGGUGGAGAGAAUCGCUCCGUCUGUGGUUCACAUUGAACUGUACCGCAAGAUGACCUACUCCAAGCGGGAGGUGGCGGUGGCCAGCGGCUCCGGCUUCGUCGUGUCCGAGGACGGCCAGAUCGUGACCAACGCCCACGUGGUCGCCAACAAGCACCGCGUGAAGGUGGAGCUGAAGAGCGGCGCCACCUACGACGCCAAAAUCAAAGACGUGGACGAGAAGUCCGACAUCGCCCUCAUCAAGAUCGACGCGCCGACCAAGCUCCCCGUUCUGCUGCUGGGCCGCUCGUCAGACCUGAGACCCGGGGAGUUCGUCGUGGCUAUCGGCAGUCCCUUCUCCCUCCAGAAUACGGUCACCACGGGGAUCGUCAGCACCACCCAGCGGGGGGGCAGAGAGCUGGGCCUGCGCAACUCUGACAUGGACUACAUUCAGACUGACGCCAUCAUCAACUACGGCAACUCCGGUGGCCCUCUGGUAAACCUGGACGGCGAGGUGAUUGGGAUAAACACACUGAAGGUGACAGCCGGCAUCUCCUUCGCCAUCCCCUCAGAUAAAAUCCGGCAGUUCCUGGCCGAGUCCUACGACAGGCAGUCCAGAGGGAGAGCAGCUGCUAAGAAGAAGUACAUUGGUGUGAGGAUGAUGACUCUCACUCCCGCACUGGCCAAAGAGCUGAAGACUCAACACCGUGACUUCCCUGAUGUCACCUCCGGAGCUUAUGUCAUGGAGGUCAUCGCCAAGACGCCGGCUGAAGCUGGUGGGCUCAAGCAGCACGACGUGAUCAUCUCCAUCAACGGACAGAGGAUCUCAUCAGCAACGGACGUCAGUGCCACCGUGAAGAAGGAUGAAACCUUGAAAGUAGUUGUUCGCCGUGGAAACGAGGAUGCUAUCCUCACUAUCGUUCCCAUAGAGAUUGACCCUUGACCUUGAGCUAGAUGAUACUUGUCAAAAGUGGACCUGAUAUUAGAGAAGGGCUUUACUGCGACAGCCUCAACCAGUGGCCUCAACCAGUGGCCUCAAGCCACACAUCCAAGAAUAUUCUGGCUUUGCCUUGAAAGGGAUGAAUGUACAGAUGCUGUAACGAGCAGCGCUGUACUUUGAUUUCCAAGUGUGCCUUCACUUUUAGUCUUUAAUGCUUCCACUGUUGGGAAUUUGGUUAUUGUCCUGUUGUUUUAUAUGCUUUUCUAGUUCUGUGUAUUUUUAUAAUGUUGGACUUACACAUUUCAACAUUCAAGCCUUCCACUGCAAUUUUAAGCAACAUAGAGACUCACUGUAGAAAUUGUAUUUGUAUAAUUGUUGUUUUCUAAACACCUUUUUAAAAAGUACUGUAGAUUAUUUUAUUGUUUAUGUGAUGUAUACUGACAAGUGAAUAAAGGAUUUCAUUUCUUUUGUUU
Molecule: messenger RNA, 2185 nt
Organism: Betta splendens (Siamese fighting fish)
Lineage: Eukaryota; Metazoa; Chordata; Actinopteri; Anabantiformes; Osphronemidae
Product: serine protease HTRA1A
Exons: 9
Coding region: 282-1715 (477 amino acids)
Biological process (GO): proteolysis; programmed cell death; positive regulation of apoptotic process
Cellular component (GO): extracellular region
Molecular function (GO): protein binding; serine-type endopeptidase activity
Source: RefSeq, a predicted model, not a curated record